This is a messenger RNA of Echinostoma caproni, 1542 nucleotides long. NCBI's taxonomy places the organism in Eukaryota, Metazoa, Platyhelminthes, Trematoda, Plagiorchiida, Echinostomatidae. The record is from the annotation of a GenBank genome assembly.
AUGCAGUCUGGCUACAAUCCCGAUCACAGACUAUCCAAUAUCGUAUGGUUAUGUUCGAUUGCCGCUGGUUGUGGUGUUCCAUUACGUGAUUUGCUACCUGAUCAACAGUGUAACGCUAUUGUGCACAGUUUGAUCACCGUGAUCGAUACGAAUAUGCCACAACAGAACUUGGACACUUUCGCUGUGACAGCAUCCACCGUGCUGUGCAUGGCUGCUAUUCCCGGUUGUUCAGCAAACGAUCUUCGCCAACUGGAGUUCACUUCUCACUGGUGGAACUCGGUCCCGUUGGAUUUAUCUGAAGAGCUGUUAAUGGAUGAAUCAAGCAAAGCACCUCNAGCACCUCACCGACCGUUGUAUAGUCCAGCACAAGUUUGUCCUACGCUGGGAGAUCCCACAGUGACGAAAUCACUAAUCACAGAUAUCCCGGAUUCGACUAAUCCACAACAGACUUCGUUCAUUUCUAAAUCCCACUCCUGUCAGGCGAGCUAUAGAUCCAGUUUUCCAUGGGAUGAUCCGGGCUCAAUGCAUAUUUCGACCGCAUCCAUGCCACCAACAGCGCGCACUUCGCACAGUGGUAACAAUACCGAAACUAUGCCAGUUAAAUUGGUGAACAGUUUUGCCACAAUGAUUCCGCGUUGUCGUUUACCAUUUCUUGCAUUCACCCCCACCACCGCCCCCGUUCUCCGCCCAAGAUAUUUCAAUGGUCGGGUGUUUGUGAGUUUGGCCAAUGGGCAAAUCGUCGUUUUUCAACGUCGUCCCACUUCAGUUCGUGACUCGCCCAGUUCCCUAUCUGCCUUGUCCCUAAACGGUGCGGUCACCUCGUCCAACUUGCGUGAAUCAGAUUCUCCCGGCACAUCAGUUCAAGCUCCGGAUCUGUCCUCCCUGGACCCACGUUUUGGUGUAUGGGACUUCACCGAGGCGUGUGUGAUCACUUGCGGUCAUACUCGUACACCCGUUCGACGUACCAUCAUUGUUCCACCCGCGAAUACCCUAUGGACCACGUAUCGGAACAAAAUAUUGGUGAUUAAUGCGUUGACCCUUCAACUGGUCAAUUGUAUCGAAGUGAAUUCACGUCGAGAUGCACAAAUUCAGAGCAUGUGUUGGUCCACUGACGGUGUUUGGGUUGCAGUUCGGAAAGCUCCAUCAAUUCGUCUGUACGAUGCAUUUACCCAGCAAUUGUUGCAGACUGUGGAGCUUGGUCCAAUUCUGAUGAAAUGGUUGCAAAAAUCUUCCGAUUCCUUCCAAGGCAACUUCAAUUCCACGGCAUAUCGAUCCAUGGUUAAUAUGUCUGGUAUACAAGUAAGCCGCAACCAGCAUGACGGUCCCGUCAGAUUUAUUAUAGCUGCUCGUGGUACUGGACCCCAGAAAACCUGUCACAAAGAAGCUGCGGACUCCGGUUCCCUUCAUGUACAGGAUGCAGUCCCAUCAAAUUCAGACACUUCUUCGGCAAACCCGAUGCUCGUUAUGUCCGGUGGAGAAGGUUAUCGACUGCUUAAUGUGCCACAUGCUGAAAGUGUGUAUCCCGGUUCUUCUUCAUUGUGA